Opisthorchis viverrini is the source of this 555-nucleotide messenger RNA. RefSeq lists its product as hypothetical. Gene Ontology annotation, molecular function: oxygen binding; heme binding; iron ion binding. The record is from RefSeq and is a predicted model, not a curated record. Lineage: Eukaryota; Metazoa; Platyhelminthes; Trematoda; Opisthorchiida; Opisthorchiidae. The coding region runs from base 1 to 453 and encodes 150 amino acids. Gene Ontology annotation, biological process: oxygen transport. The transcript is spliced from 3 exons.
AUGGCACCCCUGACAAAAGACGAGGUAGACGCAAUUCUUGAAGAGCUGAACCCGUCGGUGAGCACCGGUGAACAAAGGACUGAGUUUGGAAAGGCAAUCUACAUGGCUCUCUUCACAGCUCAUCCGGAAUACAUCGGUCUUUUUACCAAGAUGGAGGGACUGACGAAAGACACCGUCGAAGCCUCAGAGGGGAUUAAGUACUACGGCCGGACCUUUACAGACUCCAUUUUGGAAAUGCUUCAUAGUGCUUCGGAUGAUGGCGAACUGGAAGCCGUGUUGGAGAAAAGUGGCAAAGAACACACUACUCGAAAUGUAACAAAGCAACAAUUCCUGAGUGCUGAACCAGUCUUCAUAGAACAUUUCAAGGGAGUGCUAACAAAAGAAGCGAACAAACAGUCUAUGGAGAAGUUUUUCAAACACAUCAUACCAAAAAUUGCCAAUCAUCUUGACUAAGUGUGUUCAUUGUCGUAGUGUCGGUGAAACUCGACCAUAAUUCAAGUCAACCGCUUCACUUAUCUUGGAAAUAAACAAUGCUUUUUUGACAAAUAUGCUUAC